GGCCUGAUGACAGCCUAAUAAAUAUGAGUGUAUAUGCAUAAGAAGAAAUGACAACUGUGGAACUGCUGUGGACAUAUUAUGAGGAAUGUUAUAGACAUAUUUAGAUAACACCAAAAAUAAAAUACAGUGACAGUUUCUGUGGAUGUGCUACUAUUUCUGUUAUUAUUAUGUUACUUAUACAAAACCGUUUGGUGUUUUUAAAGAGCGUUUAUUUAAUUAAAUGAAGUUGAUGUAUUAGUGUGACAUGUAAAAUGUGAACAUUUUGGGUGCUUGUUUUAUAAUUUAUUUUAAUUUUAUAAAAUUAGCAAUGGCUUACGAAAGUGGAAUGUUUAAUUCCGACUCGUCACAAAAUAUUUUGGAAUCUUUACAGAAUGAUUUCAAGAAUUUAUCUGUAGAGACAAAAAAGAAGUAUCCUCAAAUUAAAGAGUCAUGUGAAGAGGCUGUUAAUAAACUUAAAGCUAAUGCUAAUAGCUCACAAACUGCAAUAUAUCCUGUAAUAAAUCAAAUACUUUAUCCAUUAGUACAAGGUUGUGAAACUAAAGAUAUCAAAAUAAUCAAGUACUGUUUACCUAUUAUUCAGAAACUAAUAACUCAACAACUAAUUGACCAGAAGGGUGCAAGGUAUAUCACCGAUACUUUAUGGUCUCUAAUGGAAGCUGGAAUAGAGGAAGUAAAAGUACUACAGUCAGUUACUUUACUAUUAACAACUAAUACAGUUGUUCAUGGUGAAACAUUAGCUAGAGUGUUAGUAUUAUGUUUUCGGCUUCAUUUUGCUAAGAACUCAACAACUAUAAACACUGCUGGUGCUACAGUAAGACAAUUGGUAAACUUAGUAUUUGAGAGGGUUACUACAGAAGAUGAACAAUUAUCAAAUGUAGAGGAUCCUCCCCCUGCAAGAAAUGUAAAUUUAGAAGAAUUGAAAACACCUAGUGGUAUUGCACCUAAAGGUAUGCCACCUUGUGCUGCUGAUGCAUACCUGCUUUUCCAAGAUUUGGUUCAAUUAGUAAAUGCUGAUCAACCUUUCUGGUUGCUUGGAAUGACUGAGAUGACAAGAACAUUUGGAUUAGAAUUACUGGAAUCUGUUCUAUUAAAUUUUAGUAUUGUAUUUUUUAAGAAUGCUGAGUUCAGUUUUUUGUUGAAGGAAAGAGUUUGUGCAUUAGUUAUUAAGCUUUUUUCUCCAAACAUUAAAUACAGAAGCUCUGUUCCUGCCAGUAUUCAACAAGCAACACCUUUUGAUAAACCAUACUUCCCAAUUAGUAUGAGACUACUUAGAGUAGUCUCAAUUUUGAUACAAAAAUAUCACAGCCUUUUGAUAACAGAAUGUGAAAUAUUUCUUUCACUUAUAAUAAAGUUUUUGGAUCCUGAUAAGCCAAUGUGGCAACGUUCACUAGCUUUAGAAGUACUCCAUAGAAUGACAAUUCAACCGGAAUUAUUGAGUUCCUUUUGUGAAUGUUAUGACUUAAAAAAACAUACAACCAGAAUAUUUCAAGACAUUGUGAAUUCAUUGGGCGCUUAUGUACAAUCCUUAUUUAUUAAGCCACAAAUACAAACAAGUCAUCAAAUUCCAAUAACGCAAAGUCAGUCUCCAACCUUUUUGGUUGUACUACCCACAGGUCCUGGUGUUUCACCACAACCUGGCUUUCUUUCUCGAGGUGUGUGGCUACCUCAAGUCAUUACUUUUCCCACAGGAACAACAAAAUCAACUUAUUUAGAAAUGUUAGAAAAGAUCGAUCCACCAGUAAUUCCUGACGGUUAUGGUGUAUCAAUUGCAUAUGCCUGUAUUCUAGAGAUAAUUCGCUCUCUUCAAAUAAUAAUAACCCCAUGUCAAGAAACUGACGGACAAGUUGUGGCAAGUCCCCCUUUAGACGAAACCAAAAAAGAACUGCAUCGUCAAUUGAUAAAUUCUAGUUGGUGCGGACUUUUAGCCGCAUUAAAUCCUCUAAUGGAAGCUAGUACUGAUGAAUCAGUUACAGAGAGUUUAUUAAAAGCAGUUCAAACUUAUGCUUCCUUAUGUGGAUUAUUAGAUUUACCUACCCCACGAGAUGCAUUUAUCAUGACCAUUUGUAAAUCAUCUUUGCCUCCUCAUUAUGCACUAACCGUUUUAAACGCUGUAACUCCUGGAAUGAAUGUAAGAGGUAUCAUUAAUUGUGCCUUUAGUGACGAACCUUUGCUAUUUUUUGAGUUUGAAGGUCAAGGAAAACCUGAGAUGCAAGACUUAUAUUCCCAGUGUGUUGCUCAGUAUCCUGAAACUGACUAUAGGCAACAAGUUGUCGCUGUUGGUACGCCAUUGUCGACAUCAUCUGUACCAGUAGGAGCUCAACAGGGACCUGUAAUGUUAACUGGUAAAAAUUUACAGUCCAUGCGUGCACUGCUAAAUUUGGCUCAUUGUCAUGGAGGAAUUCUGGGAACUUCGUGGCAUUUCGUUUUAACUACUCUGCAGCAUCUAGUUUGGAUUUUGGGUUUGAAACCAUCAACAGGCGGUAGUUUAAAAGCAGGUCGUGCUGCUGCCGAUUCUAACGCUGUGAUAACAACUGCUGUUAUGGCGGAUUUACCAGUAUUAUCUACCAUGCUUAGUAGAUUAUUUGAAUCAAGUCAGUAUUUGGAUGACGUAGCUUUACAUCAUCUUAUAAAUGCCCUUUGUAAACUGUCUCAAGAAGCAAUGGAAUUAGCAUAUUCUAAUAGAGAGCCAUCUUUAUUUGCGGUGGCAAAAUUGUUGGAAACAGGUUUGGUUAAUAUGUCGCGCAUUGAAGUCCUUUGGAGACCGCUAACCAAUCACUUAUUGGAGGUUUGUCAUCAUCCCCAUAUUAGAAUGCGCGAAUGGGGAGUGGAAGCUGUAACUUAUCUCGUAAAGGCAGCAUUGCAACAUAAACAUUCAGUACCUUUAAGGGAAAACCAAAAAUUACAAACUCUUUUACUUGGGCCAUUGGCCGAAUUAUCAUCCGUUCCACACGGUGAUGUAAGACAACGACAGUUGGAAUGUGUUUUACAGAUAUUACACAGUUCCGGCGAAUCAUUUUCUCAUGGGUGGCCACUUGUGUUGGAUAUUAUUGGAGCAGUGUCUGACCAUCACGGGGAAAAUUUAAUUAGGAUUGCCUUCCAAUGUUUGCAACUUGUGAUAACAGAUUUUUUGCCUGUGAUGCCCUGUAGAUGUUUACCUCUCUGUGUUGAUACUGUAGCUAAAUUCGGAUCUCAAAUGCAAGAAUUAAACAUUUCUUUAACUGCUGUAGGAUUAAUGUGGAAUAUUUCAGAUUACUUUUAUCAAAAUCAAGCCAAAUUAAACCAGACUUUGACGGAAGAAGUAGCGAUUUUACCAGAUUUUCCUGGUACACCAAAUAUGCCACAUUUUGAUAAACUGUGGAUGUGCCUUUAUUCUAGAUUAGGUGAUUUAUUUGUUGAUCCCAGACCUGCUGUUCGAAAAUCGGCUGGACAGACACUAUUUUCUACUAUUUCAGCACACGGAGGUCUAUUAAAACAAUCUACGUGGCAAGCCGUUCUUUGGCAAGUUCUAUUUCCUUUAUUAGAUAAAGUAAGAACAUUAACGAAGUCUGCCAGCAGCGAAAAAGUUGAUACAGAUGGUUUUUUUUAUACACUGUUACAUUUUUAUUUAUGUUACUUAGGUAGCAACAUUUUAAUACACCAUACUAGAAAUACUGCUCAAAAACAAUGGGCAGAAACACAAGUUUUAGCACUGUCUGGUGUUGCAAGAGUAUUCAAUACAAAACAUACAGUGCUACAAGCUUUAGGUGAUUUUCCUAGAGCAUGGACAGUUUUACUAGAAUUUAUAGAAAAUGCUGCACUAAGUAAAAACAACGAAGUUUCAUUUGCUGCUCUCAAAUCUUUUCAUGAAAUUCUUUACUCAAAUAAAAACCAAAACUCAAAAGACGACAAGAGGAAAGUUAAUGAAGAUGUAAACAUUUGGAAUGUUGCAUGGAAAGUUUGGUUGAAGAUUGGGACUGAUAUAACUGUUCCCAAUAUAACCGCAGGAGACACUUCUGACGAUCUUUAUUUGCCCAGUCAAGCCUUUUUAACAGCUUUGGUACAAAUAUUUCCCAGCAUUUUUCAACAUGUAUCUUCAAAUUUUACAUUAGAUGACGUGAAAAAAUUAGGCAGUGUUUUUUUAAACACGGUGUCAGUACCAGCGUAUGGAGAAAACUCGUCAUACCUUAUUCAAUCAUAUUCUGAUGACAGUUUGACUCCCCUCCAUGAAGGAGUUUUGCACUCAUUGGAACUUCUUCAAAAAGAACUUCUUGCCAAAGAUAACAAUAAAAUGGUUACCGAAAUAUUUAGACAAUAUUUAACGUUCGGAAAAUUUGUGCUAAAUCCUCCUGUUGUUGGAAAGAUAGAUUUAAAGUUUGUAAAGGCUUCUGAAUGGAUGACUAUUAAUUACGUCCCAUUUGGAGAAAAAUCUAUUGCUAUGGCCGUAAAAUUGUACGAGAAAACUGCUCAAAAUCCUGAGGUUAUAAACGCUAAUAUUUUACAUGAUAUUAUAUUAACUUUACACGCACCUUUAUCCAUGAAAUACAAUUGCGUUUCGAGUUGCAUUUGGAAAAUGGCAGCAACCAGUUUAAUUAGCGUUUUGAAGAUAGGCUUGCCUGUAGCUAGAACUAAUGGAAAUCGUUUCGAAAAAAUGUGGGAUCAGUUGUCUGUGACACUCAAUGAGUUUUUGUUCCCAAAAGCGACUCCACCCGCUGACAGAGGCUUAGACGAAUUUGUGGCCGACGAGUCGAUAGAUUGUCAAAUAAUUGAGCUAAUUCGAACAGAAAUUUUGCCCUAUUCUGCUAAUAUUCCUAAACAGUUCAUACUAAAUAUUGUAGUUCUAUUGAACAAAGGUUCCAUACAUUCCGCGACAACCACUAACAUUGAUUCUGAAACAGAGUUGACGCUAAGAGAAGAAUUCGCCAAGAUAUGUUUCGAAACACUGUUACAGUUUUCCAUGAUAGACGGUGAUAACAACCCUGUAAUGUUAAGUAGUGACGAAAACGAGGGUGUGGCAGGAAAACUCGCGAUUACAGCGUUACUACACAGAUUUCAAGAGGUUUUAAAGAAAUACAUUGAAGAUGAAAAGUUAAGUGGUAAAUUGCCAUUGCCCCGGUACAGAUUAUCGGAAAUUUCGUUUGUGUUGAAAGCAGUAACAACCCUUAUCAUUUCUAUGAAGAAAUCUUCUCUAGGAAAAGAUGAUAACGUAGCCUGGGAACAAUUAAUAGGAUUAUAUCCAUAUCUUGUGGAGUGUACCAUGUCAACAUCUUCGCAAGUUUCAAGGCCGCUUCGAGAGGCAUUAUUACAAUUUAGUGAUCUUUUACAACCGCCCCAUAUCAAAACUCAAGUAACUACAAACGGUUUAAAAAACAAUAUUAAAUAGUAAAUAUUUACUAUUUUUUUGUGUAUAUAUAUUGGCCAUAUGUGUACAUAUUUUUACGAAAUUAUUUAUAAUUAUAUAGUGAUGUACAUACACAAGUAUCUUACAUUCAAAGAUCUAUCGAAAUUUUAAAUUUGCUUAUUUAUCUUUGCCAAAUUAGCAGUAGUUUUCAUAUUUCCCUAAUGGAUAAAUACACAUUUCUUCAUAACUAAGUACGAAUUUGUUCAUAAUUUCUAAAAUAAGAUAAGGGUUUUUCUUUCAGUAGUUCUUUUUUUGACAUUCCAUUCUGCUGUAAAGUUUCUAAUAAUUUUGAAAUUUGCUUUCUUACAAAUAUUUAAUAAAUGUGAUAUGUUAAGGUUCUUAAUUGUUGACUGUCUCUAUUGCUGUUCAUUUUUGAAUCAAAAUGUCUGUUAGUGUGACCAAAUUAAGUUAAAUAUCGACAAAAGAAACCUUAAUGUACAUGAAUUCUUUAAAGAGUUGAUUUUCACUAAAAGCCAAAAGUUGUGACUCAGUAAACUUGCUUUCUUAAAUCUAUAAUGAAGUGUCAAAGUAUUGAUGUAGUUGUGUAAAUAAGAAACUAAAUUAAAUCUACAGUUUUUCAUAUUGCAUUUGUUGUAAUUAAUCUAUGUACUCGGGUUUGGUGUUGAACAUUUAGUGCAAUUUUAGGGUUUUCGAGUUUAUCUCUACCCAGUUUCAGCAAACAACGACAAUUCUUGUAAAUAAACGCAAGUUUGUUGAGCACACUUUUAUGUACUGAUACUCUCUUAGCGUAUUACAAUGGUUGGCCUAUUUAAUCAACUUAUAGAAGGUCGAUCUUCAAUUGUAGUAUAUGUUUUUUUAUUUGUUGUUACAUAUACCAAGGGUAUCGUUUGUGUAAUUACAUUUAAUAUGAAAUAAAACUAGCCAAUAAAAUUUUCAAAAUUCAUAUCUAAACAAAGACUCUGUAGGAAUUUAGUACAUGUUCUAUUUUUUUGCGUGUGUUGCUUUAAUUAGUUUAUAUA
This is a messenger RNA of Agrilus planipennis (emerald ash borer), 6357 nucleotides long. It is a transcript of the gene mon2, whose product is annotated as protein MON2 homolog. The record is from RefSeq and is a predicted model, not a curated record. Bases 308 to 5359 code for a protein of 1683 amino acids. The transcript is spliced from 16 exons. NCBI's taxonomy places the organism in Eukaryota, Metazoa, Arthropoda, Insecta, Coleoptera, Buprestidae.